UUUUCCAUUUUUUUUUUUUUUUGGUUUUCUGUCGCUACCAUGUUUCGAUUUGCUAGAUCAUUUAAACAUACUCGCAUGCCUGUGAUGGCUGCAGGCGCCUUUGCUACUACAGGCUUAGUGUAUAUGGCAGUUCAAUCCGAUCGCAAGGUUCACGCCGAUGCCAAGCAUAAAUUAUCCUUCUGGGAAACUUUGCCGGGUGAAAAUAUGCCUGUCAACGAAGGAUUGGCCAAAUUACGAGGUUUUGCAGCCGAACAACGAUUUCGUACAGCGCUGGCUCAGAAUAACGGCAAAACUGAUUUUGAUGUGGUCAUUGUGGGAGGAGGCAUUAUUGGUUUGGCGACAGCGCGUGAAUUGCUCAAACGAUUCCCUACAAUGACAGUGGCGGUGCUAGAAAAAGAACGUGAAGUAGCCGCUCAUCAGACCGGUCACAACAGUGGAGUGAUUCAUGCGGGGAUCUACUAUAAGCCUGGAUCCAGAAUGGCCAAAACAUGCGUACGAGGCGCAGAUCUAAUGUAUGAAUACUGCAAACAAAAUCAGCUGCCGGUGGAACGGUGCGGAAAGCUUAUCGUGGCUGUCAAUGAGGAGGAACACAAGACGGUGGAGCGACUUUUGGAAACGGCCACGUUGAAUGGUGCCAAGGAUCUGCAAAUCCUAAACAGUGAGGAGAUCCGCAAGUUGGAGCCCAACGUGGUUGCUUAUUCGGCUCUUUAUUCGCCCAAUACCGGCAUUACUGAUUUUGGUCUAGUGGCUCAAUGCAUUGCAAAUGAAAUCGUUCAAUCGGGUCGUGCAGAGAUCAAGUUGGCGUUUGAAGCCAAGAAAUUUCAGGAAAGACCCGAUGGACGAGUGGAAAUUUGGGGUGCGGAACCCAACCAACGUGGACCGACAUUGAAAGUGACGGCCAAGAAUGUCAUCACCUGUGCAGGAUUUUAUUCAGAUCGUGUGGCCGGUUUAGCGGGAGGCGAUGCUAGCCAAGCCAAGGUGGUGACUUUCCGUGGUACUUAUUAUCAGCUCAAGCCGGAAUACCGUGGCAUCUGUCGUAUGAACGUUUAUCCUGUUCCCAGUGGUGGUGGUAUCCCUGUUGGUGUCCACUUUACGCCCACUGUCAAUACGCGUCGUGGAAUUCAAAUGAUUAUUGGACCCGGAGCAUGCUUGACAUUCUCUCGGGAAGGAUACACAUUCAGCAACUUAAACUGGACCGAUCUCUUAGGUUCUCUCACCAACUUAAACCUGUGGCUUUUUGCUCUCAAGAACCCAUCUCUGUCACUGGGAGAGCUGUACAAGGAUAUCAAUAAGCGCGCAUUCCUCAGAGCAGCUCAGGCGUACGUACCGGGAUUGACCGAAGAUAUGGUGGAGGAAAGUUUUGCGGGCGUCAUGUCACAGGUGUUUGAAAAGGGAGGUGUAGCCGCGAAUGACUACAUUUUGGAACGUAAAGUGAUGAACGGCAAGAUUCUCUGUGUGCGCAACGCACCUACUCCUGCAUGCACGGCAUCAUUGGCUAUUGCGGAGAUGCUGGUCGAUACGGCCACCCAAGACUUUGCCUGGGAUCACCAAGACAGCCAGCAUAUCCAGGAGUCCAAAGCCGUCCAGUCCUUGGCGGUUGCUGCAUAAAUUUCUACUCUUUUCUUUUCAGUUCACUCCACACACAAACCUUGUUCACCAUUUUACUGAUAUUUCUGCAUCCUCUUGUAUUUCACAAAUCUUUUAAUAGCUCUCAGGAUUUUUCUGCAUCUUCUAUCUCUGUCUUUAUCUUUUUGUUUUUGUUGUUUAACAUGUUGCUGUUGACC
This is a messenger RNA of Radiomyces spectabilis, 1784 nucleotides long. Its product is annotated as FAD dependent oxidoreductase-domain-containing protein. Bases 40 to 1608 code for a protein of 522 amino acids. The transcript has 5 exons. Gene Ontology annotation, molecular function: (S)-2-hydroxyglutarate dehydrogenase activity; (S)-2-hydroxy-acid oxidase activity. The record is from RefSeq and is a predicted model, not a curated record. Lineage: Eukaryota; Fungi; Mucoromycota; Mucoromycetes; Mucorales; Radiomycetaceae.